AUGAGCUUGACGGACACUCAACUCGACGACGUCCUUUGGAGUGCGCGUGCUGGCGAUGUAGAGGCAUGGAAUGAGAUCAUAAACCAAGUCGAUAUACACGUAGCGCUAUCCGCAUCAAAUGAUAUGGGCAACUCUGCGCUACACUACGCUGCUGCGAAUGGUCACCUUGACUUGUUGCAACAAGUGCUGCCGGAAACCAAUUUGGACAUGCUGCUUUCACGGAACGAGGCAGGAAACACACCCUUACAUUGGGCAGCAUUUAAUGGACAUCUUGAAGUGGCAGAAAGUCUCGUGGAUCGUAUUGAGGCUCUUGAGACGCAAGACGAGCCGUCAGCGCGUCGACUACGCGAGCAAGAGGAUCGUCGUGAGCAUGAACGUCAUGCUGAAAAGAACAAAGAUACAGAGGGAGAGUCGGAAGAUGCACGCAAAGCAGAACUUGCACAUCAUGACGAAUUGCAGAGCGAACGUGCACUAUGGGAUGUUCGGAACAAGGCUGGUCGCGGACCCAUGUCUGAAGCACAAAUGUCGGAUCGGGAGGAUGUUGUACAGAUGCUUCUCCGGCAUUUGUCCGGUGAAAAAAGAACCCAAAAUAGCACUGACGCUGGAUCCGCGUCAGAGUCAGCUCCAACGGUCGACGUUGAAUCACGCACAGGGAAGUUGAGCGUGUCUGAUACGUAG
Molecule: messenger RNA, 678 nt
Organism: Malassezia globosa CBS 7966
Lineage: Eukaryota; Fungi; Basidiomycota; Malasseziomycetes; Malasseziales; Malasseziaceae
Exons: 1
Coding region: 1-678 (225 amino acids)
Molecular function (GO): protein binding
Source: RefSeq, a predicted model, not a curated record